AUGGCCACUCACACUGCCAUGGCCCAGGGCAGUAAUGCCGGGCUGCGCAAUUCCCUGGAGCAACGCCUAGGAAUCACGCAAUUCGUUGCGCCCAAGGAGCGCGGUUGGCAUGGACAGAGCCGCACACGGUUCACUGACUUUCAAGUCCACGAGAUUACGAAAGAGGGCGAAGUACUCCAUCUGACUGAUUACCCUAUGCACGCCAGAGACCUUCCCAAGACUGUUCCACUCCUUCAGACUACAAGUUCCAGUGCCAGUCAAUCAUCAAAGCCUGCGAAGCCCACGCAGUCCCAGGAUUCUAAGGGUGCUGCCCAAGAUAAUUCCGCUACUGGAGGAAGUGUCCCCACUGAAGGAAGUGCCCCUACCAAUGGUAGUACCCCCGUCGAAGGCGAUGUUUCCAACGGAGGAAAUGCCCCCAUUGAAGGAAGUGCUCCUACCGAUGGUAGUACUCCCGUCGAAGGCAAUCUUUCCAACGAAGGAAAUGCCCCCAUUGAUGGAAGCGCUUCCAGCGGAGGAGCUGUUCUCACCAAGGGGGUUGGUUCCGAUGUCAAGGACACCGAGAGGCCUGCUCUCGGUGCAGAUCAGCCUAUGGGCGAUCAAGGAUCCGUCAUGGUUAUUCCACGAUCAGAUGAGACCGCCCUGGUCAAUAUUCUUGGCCAGGCUGCAGCACAAGAUUUGAUCGCAUUCUUCGAGAAGAUGAAGAAUAACCCAAGAGCGCCUCUGAAGAGCCACGGCGAGGUGAAGCUCCCUCCUAUUGACAGAUCCUUGAGAUCACAAAUCCAUUCAGAAAUCCGCCGCAUAUUCGGUGGCAAGAUUGACACUGCUACCGAUGCAGAGGGCUGUAUCAAAGCAAGAGCUGUGGGUGGAGGCAGACAGCAAUGGGGCAACCGUUCUAGAAACGAUCGUUCACGAAACAAUCACCAGAGCAACACUGACCGGGCUAUCAAAACCCCUUACAUACAUUUCUCCUUGUACAAAGAGAACAGAGAUACUAUGGAUGCGCUCAAUCAUAUGGGCAAGGUUUUGAAGGUCUUUGCAAAGGAUUUCGGCUCAGCUGGGACUAAGGAUCGCCGGGCUGUGACUGUACAGCGCGUGAGCGUCAGAAGUCGAAAUCUUCCCCAGCUGGUCGGACUCAAUACCAAAGUCCACGGCAUCAAGAUCGGAGAUUUCAAGCUUGCACAGGGUCCCAUCACCCUGAACAGUCACGGCGGAAAUGAGUUUGUCAUCGUCAUGAAGAAUUGCUCCUUCAACGGUACAGACGAUCUCAACUUCGAGCAGAAGCUCGAGGUGGCGAAAUCCACUCUAGAUUCGGCAUUGGCGCAGAUGGUCCAGCACGGGUUCAUCAACUACUACGGCACCCAGCGGUUUGGCACGCAUCAGAUCGGAACUCAAGAGGUCGGCAUAAAAAUACUUCAGGACGAUUUCGAGGGUGCGGUCAAAGCUCUGCUCUCAUUCGACCCAAAUCUACUGGAUGUGUCAGACCAAGGUCAAAGCGCCUUCCGUCGGGACGACAUCAAUCGGGCUCGGGCUUGCUCAACGAUCCUAAAGACUGGGGACCAUCAAGCAGCGCUGAAACACCUCCCACAGAGAUGUCACGUCGAGAUGAGAUUGAUCAACCACAUUGGAAGAAACCCGACAGACUUCCGCGGCGCAAUCCAGACCAUCAACAAGACGAUGCGUACUAUGUACGUCCAUGCGUAUCAGUCUCUCGUCUGGAAUUUCGUUGCAAGCAAGCGCUGGGAACUCUUUGGUCCCAACGUGGUCAAGGGAGAUCUAGUCCUCAUCAAGCCUGAUGCACCUAUGCCAAUGGUAGUCGAUGACGAGGAGAAAAACGCUGAGGAAACGAUCCAUCUUGAAGCCGAUGCAGACUCGGAAGGUACAAAAGGAUUGGUGGCACACGUCUUGACCGAAGACGACGUCAACAGUGGCAAGUAUUCCAUCUUCGACAUUGUUUUGCCAACACCAGGCUGGGAUGUGGUCUAUCCCCCGAAUGAAGUUGGGGCUUUCUACGCAGAAUUCAUGCGCAAAGGGGAGAAUGGCGGUCUAGACCCGCAUGAUAUGCGUCGUCGUCAGAGAGACUUCAGUCUUCCGGGUAACUACCGCAAACUGAUGGGCAAACUUUUGCGGAGCCCGUCGGCAUCUGUUCAAGCUUACUCGAACGACUUGGACCAGCUCGUACCUACUGAUCUUGAUCUCGUCCGAUCUCGCAAGGUCAAGGAAGCAGCCGAGGGUCAAGCUCGCAGAAUUGAAGAAAUGACCACACGUGAUGCUACCCAGCAGAAGGUCACAUCAGCCUGGCAAAGCUUUGGUCAAAACGUGCAACAGAAUGAGCGUGAGGAGUCCAGAGCCAGGUUCGCGAGACGCAAGGCUGAGGAACUGCCUCCGCCUCCUCCUGUUCGGACGAGUGACACCUGGGUGCAGACAGCGCUUGAUGGCAGUAGCAAGCGAGUCAAGAUUGCAAGACAUACCGACACUAUCGAGCCCGAAAUGCAGACUGCUGUUCAGCCUAUGGAUGGUGACGCUAUGCAAACUGACAGCGAGGAGAGUAACAAGAAGCAGGUUGACCAAGCAGACACGGCCGAGAAGGCGUCCCAGACAAGCGUUGAUGCUGAUCAAUCAGGCUCCUCCAUUGUCGCAACGAUCAACACACAGGUGCGAGCAUUUGCAAAUAGACUGAUGAAUGCCAUCUAUCAGAUGAUGGCAGCACUGAGAAUCACUACUGACGUUGACUUGCCAAAGCCCGGUCCGGCUACUUCUCAAGAUGAGCCACAGCCCGAGUUACAGACAUUGAUAGAGGCUGGGAACAACACGGCGCAGCCACCUUCAGGCACAUCCACGGACAAAACGGCCCAGACAAAUUCCUCCCACGGCGCUGUCUCGACAGCAAUCAAAACCGGGCAUACCAACACUACUAACGUUGACCAGCCACAAUCUAACGAAGCGGCACAGCCUUCCGGUGUUGCAGUUGGAGAAUCUUCUCCGGCUCAGGUUCAGCCAUCAACUAGCCCUGAUCUGACCACAAAGCAGAAAAUUGCAGUUGUCCUUCGUUUCGCCCUAGAUACGAGCCAAUAUGCGACCAUAGUUGUUCGAGAGCUUCAGGGGGCCGCCCUUCAGACCGACGAGAUGGACGUUGACGUCCCCACGACCUCUAAAGACGAUGCCCCUUCGACCAACAGUACCCUUGCGAGCGAAGGUGCCACCAACCUCAACUUGUCGUAG
Anthostomella pinea is the source of this 3219-nucleotide messenger RNA. The record is from the annotation of a GenBank genome assembly. Lineage: Eukaryota; Fungi; Ascomycota; Sordariomycetes; Xylariales; Xylariaceae.